AUGUGGCAGAUAGCCACCUGCGUGUCCAACACAGCACUCCAACUUGGCCUUGAAUUUGAAAUUGAUAAGUCUGACCUUAUACACUUCUAUUGCCACUCUAACCAUUCUUCCAACCCCAGUCUUUGCCUUACCCUGAACAGCAAGAACUCCAUCAUACUGCCUCAAGGAUGCAUUUGUUGGCUAGGCUUCUACCUAGACAGAAAGCUCUUGUUCAAAGAGCAUAUCUCCAACUCUGCUAACAAAGCCAAAGCCAUCAUAGCUGGAUUAGGAAUGCUAGCCAACACGCAGCAUGGACUCACCAUCAAACACGUGCACAUCCUCUACCUCACCUGCGUCAUCCCAAUCCUCACAUAUGGAUCCCCUCUGUGGUUUCUUGGGCGUAGACAGAAGUUGUUGCUCAAGCCGCUUAGGAAGGUCCAGAACCAAGGAUUGAGAUGGCUUCUUGGAGCCUUCAAAACCACUCCCAUCCCCUGUCUCAAACACCUAGCCUCCAUCCCACCCCUGCACAUUGUGUGCCAGAAGCUUAUCAUGAACUACUUGGCUAAACUCAGAACCAUCUCCAAGUCAUCCAAAGUUGCCAAACGUCUCCCAGCCUCAUGGGACACGCAUAUACCCACCCUUAACAGCAACAGGAACAACAAGGCCGAAAGCUUGCAAUCCCCCAUUCACUUCAUUGCAUCACAUAGCCAUCCACACAUCGAGUUCGUCUCGCCACACAUCAACCACCCGUCCAACCCAUCCGUCCCGGUCCCUGACCAAAUCAAAAUUAAGGACACCACCAACGGCCUCAAACAAGACGAAUACCGCGACAAAAUCCUAUCCGAAAUCAGCGUGCUGGAAGAAUGCCAUGCCAGCGUUCUUGGCUACUCAGAUGGACACGCGGCGGUGUCCAAUGGCAUUUGGAAAGUCGGCGUCGGCUACGUUAUACGUGCCGGAAAAAGGACUUUGUCAUCGUCGUCGGUUAGAAUUGGACCGCAAGCCAACAUAUAUGAUGCAGAAAUGCUGGGAAUACUAUUAGCGUUCAUGAAAGCUAAACAAAUAGCCGAAAAUCAAGGUUAUCGCAAAAUACGGAUAUACUGCGAUAACCAGGCCGCCGUAAAAUCGAUCGCCGACCUCUCUCGACACCCGUGCCAGUUUGCUUCCAGAGCAUUCGUCCCUGCCGCCAAGGCAUUCGUGGAGGGACACCCUGAACGAUCCAUACAUGUCACCUGGACGCCCGGGCACAACGGAGUCGAAGGCAACGAAAUUGCGGACCGACUGGCUAACGAAGGAGCUAGAGUGGCCCCGAACCCCAUAUUCAAUCGCACCAUCACAUGGGCGAAAGAACAGGCAACCCGCAAAACCGUACGUACAUGGAAGAAAGCAUGGUACGAGCACUCGGAAUCACGAAUCAACUCGAAAUACUACAUCCCCCGCCCACCCGCGCUCAAACUGCACCCUAUAUUCAACUCAAGCAAGUUGGGCAGGGACAUCGAGUGCCGCCUCGUACAAUUCCUUACCGGGCACGGCCAUUACGGCGAGUACCAUGCUCAAUUCCAUCACGACGUAGAUCCCAGGUGUGCUUGUGGGGAGUCGGAAGAGACAAUAUUCCAUUUAACCACCUCCUGUCCCGCCGUAGCGGGACACAGGGGGAUACUUAGUGAGUUUUCCACCAACAUUAACGAUCCCACAAUGUUUGGCUCCCUAGCAGGUCUCGAAGCAGUUGCAAAGUUCAUCGCCAAGACGGGCAUAGGUCGAAGACGAGGAGGCCCGCCGGCAACCGCUCAAUCCAUGUAG
Molecule: messenger RNA, 1776 nt
Organism: Rhizoctonia solani
Lineage: Eukaryota; Fungi; Basidiomycota; Agaricomycetes; Cantharellales; Ceratobasidiaceae
Product: ribonuclease H-like protein
Exons: 1
Coding region: 1-1776 (591 amino acids)
Molecular function (GO): nucleic acid binding; RNA-DNA hybrid ribonuclease activity
Source: RefSeq, a predicted model, not a curated record